This is a messenger RNA of Penicillium daleae, 2112 nucleotides long. RefSeq names its product beta-N-acetylhexosaminidase. Gene Ontology annotation, biological process: carbohydrate metabolic process. The record is from RefSeq and is a predicted model, not a curated record. Lineage: Eukaryota; Fungi; Ascomycota; Eurotiomycetes; Eurotiales; Aspergillaceae. Gene Ontology annotation, molecular function: beta-N-acetylhexosaminidase activity. The transcript has a single exon. Bases 1 to 2112 code for a protein of 703 amino acids.
AUGAGGUUAUCAACAAUUGCACUUGCCACGGUCGCUUCGGCCCUGCAGACUCUGCCCCCAGUUGAGUGGGAUCGGCAGGACUCCUACUCAGACAGUUCCCAUGAAUUUUCUCUCAAGAAAGCCGAACAUGUCAUCUACCUCCAGGACGAAUUUGCUCACUGGAGAGAUCAAGAUGGCCUUACGUUGAUCCCACCCUCUGCGUUAGAUUUUGCCCGCACGCUUCGUGAAGAUCUCGAGGAGAUCACCGACUCUUCAUGGCAUAUUGAAACAGUUAACCAGCCUCCAAAGAAAGCUUCGGGGAUUUUUCUGAGUCGAUCUCACGCACCUUCUCGUUUCACAUAUGAAGACGGAUCGACGAGCGAGGAGGGCUAUGAAUUGAUUGUCGAAAACAAUCGCGUGUCGAUCCAGGGAUCGGGCGCCCGAGGAAUGUGGUGGGGGACGCGAACGCUGCUACAACAACUCGCGUUAAGCCCUCAUGCCUCUGUUCCUGUAGGUCGAGUGAGGGAUGCGCCAGCCUAUGCGACCCGAGGAUUUAUGCUGGAUGCAGGACGAAAGUGGUAUUCCUUAGACUAUCUUAAGGAUCUCUGCACCUACGCCUCGUUCUUCAAGCUCUCCGAGUUCCACUACCAUGCGACCGACAAUUAUCCGCUCAGUCGAGGCCCCAAUGUUUCAUGGAAUGAGGUGUACUCGCAAUUUGCUCUUCGACCAGACAACCCAGCUCUUCUGCCUCUUGUACAGCGAGAAAAUGAGACUUUGUCGCGUGCCGACUUUGAAGACUUUCAAAGCCACUGCGCUGCUCGGGGAGUGACAGUCAUUCCUGAGAUCGAAAGCCCCGGUCAUUGUCUUUCCAUCACCAAAUGGAGACCGGAUCUGGCUUUGGAGUCCCGCGAUCUUCUGAAUCUCUCUCAUCCAGAUACUGUGCCCUUGGUGAAAUCCAUAUGGUCAGAGUUCCUGCCAUGGUUCCAGACGAAAGAGGUGCAUAUCGGGGCUGAUGAGUAUGAUUCGACGUUGGCGAACGACUACAUCGAAUUUGUGAAUGAAAUGUCUCAAUUCAUCCGUGAAACUUCUGGAAAGGGGAUUCGCAUCUGGGGAACUUAUGAGCCGUCCGAUACUCUUUCGAUCGACAACAACAUCACCAUCCAGCACUGGCAGUAUGGGCAAUCAGACCCCGUGAUGCUAGCCCAGGAUGGUUAUCAAAUCAUCAAUUCCGAGGAUUGGUGGGCUUACAUGUCCUUGAAGAACAACCAUGUUCCUAUAUCUCCGGCGCCUUACCCGCAAUUCUUCAAUAACAGUCGAGUGUUGAACUUUGCCGACAAAGAAGGAUGGCAGUGGACCCCGCAACUAUUCAACCCCGUCAACAUAACAGAACAGCCUGAGCAGAAGGCGGUCCGUGGAUCGAUCCUUGCCGCUUGGAACGACAAUGGACCUGACGCAACGACUCAGUUGGAAUCAUACUACGCCAUUCGAAACGGAAUUCCUGUGGUUGCCUCUCGCGCUUGGACUGGCAGCCGAGGACCACGACUCGAUGAAGCUGGCCUCGAAGACACAAUCGAGAUCUUGGUUCCCAACGCAGUAGGAGAGAAUCUUGAUCGGCAACUCAAAUUGAAGAAGAACUCACGGGCUCCUUUGAUCUCUUGGACGAAACCGCGCUCAGACCCCCCACAGGGGCAGUUUUCCCUGGGGUAUGGUAGCAAGGGAAUGAACUAUACUUUGCAAUUGAGUGUUGCAGGCCCCUUCACUCUCGAAUCAAACGAUACAAUUCUCUCUCUUUCUGAUGCCGGCCAAUUGACAUUCACCUCUGAUGGCUGGCCGUAUCCGCUUCGUUCCGUUGCUGAGGCGGACGGAUUUGACCCAGCUGCGAUUGGCAGGAUUUGGGUGAAUGCUACCAGCUCGACCCAUGAAGUUGUCCAAGUGCCUCGGAACUGCAAAAUUACCAUCACAUCCGACGCAUUCACUGGAAGCCGGGUGUGGGUGGAUGAUCGAUUUGUAGGACGAUUCGAGGUUUUUGUGUACGGUGGGAAGAAUCAGGCCUUUUCUUGGAGCCAGAUGGCCUUUGUGGCACCAUUGGAUGUCAUUACAGGAACUGGACUUGAAAAGAUUGUGCUGCAUUAA